Molecule: messenger RNA, 984 nt
Organism: Sinocyclocheilus grahami
Lineage: Eukaryota; Metazoa; Chordata; Actinopteri; Cypriniformes; Cyprinidae
Gene: parietopsin
Product: parietopsin
Exons: 4
Coding region: 1-981 (326 amino acids)
Biological process (GO): G protein-coupled receptor signaling pathway
Cellular component (GO): membrane
Molecular function (GO): G protein-coupled receptor activity
Source: RefSeq, a predicted model, not a curated record
AUGGAGAUCAUCACUACAACAGAUAUGGCCAUGACGGUGCAACCUACUAUAUUUCCACGUGUGGGCUACAGCAUACUUUCAUACCUCAUGUUUAUAAACACAUUAUUUUCUGUGUUUAAUAACUUGUUGGUGAUUGCAGUGAUGCUUAAGAACCUGCAUUUUCUCAAUGCGAUGAACGUCAUCAUUCUCAGUCUGGCUGUGUCAGAUCUUAUGAUUGCCACCUGCGGCUCUGCCAUCGUCACCAUCACAAAUUACCAAGGAUCUUUCUUUUUAGGGGAUGCGUUCUGUGUUUUUCAAGGUUUUGCUGUGAACUAUUUUGGGCUGGUGUCUUUGUGCACUCUCACACUACUGGCAUACGAGCGGUACAACGUGGUCUGCAAACCCAUGGCAGGCUUCAAGCUGAACGUCUGCAGGAGCUGCCAGGGUCUGCUGUUUGUCUGGCUCUAUUGCCUCUUCUGGGCUGUUGCUCCACUGCUGGGCUGGAGCUCGUACGGGCCGGAGGGCGUCCAGACGUCCUGCUCAUUAGGCUGGGAGGUGAGAUCCUGGAGCAACUACAGCUACCUCAUCUUCUACACGCUCAUGUGCUUCAUAUUGCCCUCCGCUGUCAUCGUGUACUGCUACAGCAACGUCCUCGUGUCCAUGAGGAAGAUCAACAAAAGCAUUGAACUUCAAGGGGGGAAAAACUGCCUGGAGGACAAUGAACACAUGGUACGGAUGGUCCUGGCCAUGAUCAUCACCUUCUUCAUCUGCUGGUUGCCUUAUACCGCCAUCUCUGUGGUUGUAGUUGUGGAUCCAGAGAUCUACAUCCCACCUCUGGUGGCCACCAUGCCAAUGUACUUUGCCAAAACCAGCCCCGUCUACAAUCCCAUCAUCUACUUCCUUACUAACAAACGGUUACGAGGUCGAUACGUCCCUCGUAACACUGGUGGUAUAAUGAUGUGCUCAACCCAGAGGAGCCAAAGCAGGAUUAAUCCAGUGUGAUCU